CGUGGGGCGACGAUACGUAAGCACAGUGGCAACACCGGACUCUUCAGUUCGCGCACUCUACCAUGCCGUGGCGCCGGCAGGUCGCGAGCGCGCUGGCCAUGGAGCUCCUGCGGGACAGCAUCCCCGCGGUGUCCCUGGCCGCCGCGGCCGCCGCGCUGUACGCGCGCGCGGCGUCGUCGCUCCUCCGGCCCGGCCUCCCGCGCCUCGCCGCGCUGCUCCCGGUGCUCGCGCUCCUCGCCGCCGCGCCGCUGGCCUUCGCCUCCUCCGCCAUCGUCCGGGGCGUCGCCGCCUUCUUCCUCGCCUGGCUCGGCGCCUUCAAGGUCGCCCUCCUCGCCGCCGGCCGCGGCCCGCUCGACCCCGCCCUCCCCGUGCUCCCGUUCCUCAUCACCGCCCUGCUCCCCGUCAAGCUCCGCCGCGGCGGCUCCGGCGGAGCGUCCGCGUCCGAUGCCAAGGCGGCGCCCUCGCUCGCCUCCUGCGCGGUCAAGGCCGCCGUCAUGGCCGCCCUCGUGGGCCUCUACCGGCUCAACGCCCGGCUGCACAUCUACGCGCGCCUGGCGCUGUACGGCGCCCACACCUACUGCUUCCUGGACCUGCUCCUCCCCUGCGUCGCCGCCGCCGCGGGCGCGCUCGGCAUGGAGACGGAGCCGCAGUUCGACCGGCCCUACCUGGCCUCCUCGCUGCGGGACUUCUGGGGCCGGCGGUGGAACCUCAUGGUGUCGGCCGUCCUCCGGCCGGCGGUGUACGACCCCGUGCGCGCCCGCGCGGGGCCCGCCGCGGGCGUGCUGGCCGCGUUCGCGGCGUCCGGGGCGAUGCACGAGGCCAUGGUGUGCUACCUCAGCCUGCGGUGGCCGCCCGGUGGCGGGAUGGCCGCCUUCUUCGCCCUCCACGGCGCCUGCUGCGUCGCCGAGGGGUGGUGCGCGCGGCGGUGGGGGGACAGGAGGCCGCCGCCGCGGGCCGUGGCGACGGUGGCUGUGGGGCUGUUCGUGGCGGGCACCUCGUUCUGGCUCUUCUUCCCGGCGCUGCUCAAGGACGGCGUCGAGGAGAGGUUCCUGGAGGAGUGGGCGGCCGUGGCGGCCUUCUUCCUCGACGCCGGCGGGAAGAUGAAUUCCAUUGUUGUACGGUGAACGGAGUAGGUAGCAAUGGUAAUUGCUUCCAUGAAAGCAGUCAAAUCAUCCAUCACCAAGUGAACUUCUCUGAUGGUUCAGUGAAAACGAAAAGCGCCGUUGACAGUUGA
Triticum dicoccoides is the source of this 1234-nucleotide messenger RNA. Its product is annotated as probable long-chain-alcohol O-fatty-acyltransferase 5. The record is from RefSeq and is a predicted model, not a curated record. Gene Ontology annotation, biological process: lipid metabolic process. Lineage: Eukaryota; Viridiplantae; Streptophyta; Magnoliopsida; Poales; Poaceae. The transcript has a single exon. Bases 63 to 1124 code for a protein of 353 amino acids.